Hipposideros armiger (great roundleaf bat) is the source of this 963-nucleotide messenger RNA. Its product is annotated as olfactory receptor 52K1-like. Gene Ontology annotation, cellular component: plasma membrane. The record is from RefSeq and is a predicted model, not a curated record. Gene Ontology annotation, biological process: G protein-coupled receptor signaling pathway. Bases 1 to 963 code for a protein of 320 amino acids. Gene Ontology annotation, molecular function: G protein-coupled receptor activity; olfactory receptor activity. NCBI's taxonomy places the organism in Eukaryota, Metazoa, Chordata, Mammalia, Chiroptera, Hipposideridae. The transcript has a single exon.
AUGCUCACCACCGUUCUCUCCAAUAAUUCUCAUCUCUUCCCACAUACUUUCUUCCUGGCUGGCAUCCCAGGACUGACUGCCGCCCACAUUUGGAUCUCACUUCCCUUUUGCUUCAUGUUCUUUCUGGCAGUGACUGGGAAUGGUGUCUUGCUUUUCCUUAUCCGGACAGAACGCAACCUUCACCACCCCAUGUUUUUCUUUCUUGCCAUGCUCUCCUUUGUCGACCUGAUUCUCUCCCUCUCCACUCUGCCCAAGAUGCUGGCCAUUUUCUGGUUUGGUGCUACAGCCAUCAGCUCCCAUUCCUGUCUUUCCCAGAUGUUCUUUAUCCAUGCAUUCUCUGCCAUGGAAUCAGGAGUGCUGGUGGCCAUGGCUCUGGACCGCUUUGUGGCCAUCUGUAACCCACUGCGUUAUGCAACCAUUCUUACCCCAGUUGUAGUCACCAAGAUUGGAGGCCUGGUGGUGCUGCGAGGUGUGGUGUUGACCAUCUCCUUUCCAAGCUUGGCCCAUCGGCUGUCCUACUGUGGCUCCCACACGAUUGCCUAUACCUACUGUGAGCACAUGGCGGUGGUGAAGCUGGCCUGUGGGGCCACCACAGUGGAUAACUUCUAUGCUUUUGCUGUGGCAAUCUUUCUCGGUGUGGGAGAUAUGGCCUUUAUUGCCUACUCCUAUGGGCAUAUUGUGAGGACCAUAAUUCAUUUUCCUUCAUCUGAGGCACGUGCUAAAGCAGGUAGCACAUGUACGGCUCAUGUCUGUGUCAUCCUCUUCUUUUAUGGACCAGGCUUUCUUUCUGUUGUCAUGCAGCGCUUUGGCCCACCCACAGCCUCUGCUGCCAAGGUCAUCCUUGCCAAUCUCUACUUGCUCCUUCCCCCAGCAUUGGACCCCAUUGUCUAUGGGGUCAAGACCAAGCAGAUCCGGGAGCAGUUGUUUAAAAUUAUAAGCCUCAAGCGGAUUGAUCCCACCUGA